Molecule: messenger RNA, 2246 nt
Organism: Cyprinodon tularosa
Lineage: Eukaryota; Metazoa; Chordata; Actinopteri; Cyprinodontiformes; Cyprinodontidae
Product: ectonucleotide pyrophosphatase/phosphodiesterase family member 7-like
Exons: 6
Coding region: 48-1460 (470 amino acids)
Source: RefSeq, a predicted model, not a curated record
GUCUCGGGCGAAGGACAGGGUCAGGUCAGAUCUGCCAGGCGUCCAUCAUGCUGCGGGCUGCGUGUCUCUGCGUCCUCUGGGCCUCCUUCAUCCAUGGAUUCCCGGUGACCAAAGAGAGGCAGAAGCUGCUGCUCAUAUCCUUCGAUGGUUUCCGAUGGGACUACGACCUGGACGUGGACACGCCAAACCUUGACCAUAUGGCCAAGGAAGGUGUAAAGGCCCAAUAUGUCACCCCUCCAUACAUCACCGUCACCAGUCCUACACAUUUCACCCUCCUUACAGGCCGCUACGUUGAGAAUCAUGGAGUGAUCCACAACAUGUGGUUCAACACCACCACAAAGGAGAAGAAGGGCUACUAUCAGACUCAGUUUGUGAACGAAUGGUGGGACAACGGCACGCUUCCGAUCUGGAUCACAGCAGAGCGACAGGGUCUGAGAGCUGGCUCUCUCCACUUCCCGGGCACAGCUUCCAGUUACCAGGGACAGGUCCCCACGGUGCGAGAAGUGGAGCCCAAUUAUUACGACUACAAGAACGAGACCCUCUGGCACGAGAACACAGACAAGGUGAUGGGCUGGUUCAGAGAUCAGAAUCUGGACUUUGUGUCUUUGUACUUUGGCGAACCAGACGGCACGGGCCACAGAUACGGGCCCGACUCACAAGAACGCAAAGACAUGGUGAAGCAAGUGGACCGGACCGUAGGCUACAUCCGAGACUCAGCUGAAAAGCACGGGCUGACCGAGCGACUGAACAUCAUCAUCACAGCAGACCAUGGCAUGACCACCAUCUAUCGUAGUGCCCAGUUGGAAGAAAUCACCCUCUCCAAGAUCCCAGGCUUUAACUUCAGCGAUGUGUCCUUCCACCUGUUGGACUAUGGACCUACAGGGAUGAUGCUUCCUAAUCCUGGAAAGCUGGAGGCGGUUUACAAAGCCCUGAAGGGGGCUCAUCCACACCUGCACGUGUAUAAGAAGGAGGAGAUGCCAGAGCACCUUUACUUCACCAAAAAUGACCGCAUCCUGCCUAUCAUUUUAUGGACGGACCCUGGAUACGUCCUCAAUGGGUAUUUCCCGGUUCAGUUCAACAAAGGAGAGCACGGCUUCGACAACCAGGUGAUGGACAUGAAGCCCUUUUUCAGAGCCGUGGGUCCGGCUUUCCGCAGGAACCUGUUGGUGGGGCCCUUUGAGACGGUCAACAUCUACCCACUGAUGUGUCACAUUCUGGGCAUUCAGCCUGAUGUCAACGACGGCCACCUGAACGCCACGCAGCACAUGCUGGUGGAAGCCGUUGAACCCGCCGGUGAAAACGUCAACAUGUGGAAAAACGGCUUUAUUGGACUUUCUGCAGUAGCUGCAUUUCUUCUCUUGGUUUUCAUAGUAGCAACAUCGUAUAAUGUCAUCAGGAGGAAAAGAAAGAGAUCGGACAGUUUUUCAGAGAAAAAGCAGAGCAAACAAUCUUCGUUUUGAUCAUCACAUAAAUGAAACUUCUUCUUCAGUCAUGUGCUGAGAAAUGCCUGCUUGUUGACAGCUUUCAAUCACACUAGAUCAAUGAUAGGUGGAGCCCAGAAGAAAUUAGAGAGUUCUUAAAAAGACCCCAUUUAAGAAAUAAAUAUAAGAAGCAGCUGUUUAGUUUAAACUGAUGUGAGCCAAGAAUGGAUGUAUAUUUUGGAUAAUUACACACAAUCACAACUUUACUUCUUAAUUUUAAGUUUUGAAAUAAACCUAGUAGGCUAUUAGAUGCUGCUGAUUUAUAGCUCUUAUCGGUGCAAUGGCAUAACUGAAGGUUAUUUGAAAAGAUAAAAUUCUGCGUUUUGUGAUUUUGUUUAUAAAUGUUUGUUGGUUUCAAUGAGGCCACUGUAGCUUCUGAGUUUCAUGUUUCAACAAUCUCUUUCUGAUUUACCCGCCUCUGUUUCUGGUUAACAGUCAAGAUGCAGAAGAAACUAGAGCACUUCCGGUUCAGAUUUUCAAAACAAAAGCACUUUCUACAUAACACUUCUUUUGCAUAGCUUAAUAACAAGUAUCUUGUGUUGCUCUAAUUGACAAACAGUAUAAGAAAUUGUAUAAUAAAUGUUUCUAAUCAUAUCUGAUCGCUUUCAGCAAAACAAACUGAUAUAAACCUGUAAAAUGUUGUUAAACAUCUUUUAAUGUCAACUUUUACUGCUUAUAAUGUUUUAUACAUAUUUGCUGUUAUUACUAUGGAAAUGUUUAAUUUUACUUUUUAGCUUUUAAAUAAAAAGUAAGAAUGAAUCAAUA